AUAAAAUUUUGAAAAUGGGUGACUACGAAGGUUUUUUUCACAUGAAUAUACUUUGGUUACCGAUCGGUCUGAUCAUUUUAAAAAUAAAUCACGCUUAAUGUAACGCACCACCCAAUUCUUUAAACGACACCGUACCAAACCUCUCUUAUCAGUUAUCACCCACCCACCACAACAUUACUGCCACAAAUUUCAAAAUCCCUAAAAAGCUUUCAAACAAAUAAACUCAGAAAAAAUGGCCGAAACCGAAACGGAGUCGAUCACCACCUCUUCUCCACCGCCGAUCUCAGAAACCGAAAACUCCACCACAUUACCAACAACGGAGACGGAGAAGAAUCCCAAUCCGGUAACCAUUUCCCUCAGAAUCUGGCCACCGACUCAAAAAACUCGCGACGCCGUGAUUAACCGUCUGAUCGAAACACUGUCAACCGAAUCAAUCCUCUCCAAGAGAUUCGGAUCUCUUGAAUCCGAAGAAGCUUCCUCCGUCGCGAAAUCAAUCGAAGACGAAGCUUACGCCAUCGCUUCUGCCACCGUAUUCGGUGAUGACGACGGGAUCGAGAUUCUUAAAGCUUAUUCUAAAGAGAUUAGUAAACGUAUGCUUGAAUCUGUUAAGGCUAAGAGUAAUGUGGCUUCUCCUCCACCGAAGGAUGGUGAUGGAAUUGAAUCAGCUGUUGAUUCGAAGAUUGAUUCAAGUGAAGCUUGACGAGGCUUGAAUAUGGUGUUGUUCUCUUAUCUCUAACUAUCUUUUUAUUUGUUUUAGAUUGGUAUGCGAUUAUCUAUCUCAGAGUUUUGUUUGUUGUAUAACUUGUGGAUUUGGGACCUGUUACUAAUAUGAUUUUGUGGUUGAUUUGGUUUUGACGUUUUAAUUUCCAUGGUAAUUAACUCGUUAAUGGGAUGAUUUCGCUUGCUUAAUCAUGGUAAAAGAAAAUUUUUGGAUAAUUAUCUGUCUUAAUCAUAUGGUAAUUAACUCGUUAACUUGUGAUUUAAUAAACUCUUG
Messenger RNA from Arabidopsis thaliana (thale cress), 994 nucleotides. RefSeq names its product WPP domain protein 1 (gene WPP1). The transcript has a single exon. Gene Ontology annotation, biological process: mitotic cell cycle; lateral root development. Gene Ontology annotation, cellular component: nucleus; Golgi apparatus; nuclear matrix. NCBI's taxonomy places the organism in Eukaryota, Viridiplantae, Streptophyta, Magnoliopsida, Brassicales, Brassicaceae. The record is from RefSeq and is marked reviewed. Bases 233 to 700 code for a protein of 155 amino acids.